This is a messenger RNA of Coprinopsis cinerea okayama7#130, 616 nucleotides long. RefSeq names its product CoH1. The transcript has 3 exons. The coding region runs from base 54 to 395 and encodes 113 amino acids. NCBI's taxonomy places the organism in Eukaryota, Fungi, Basidiomycota, Agaricomycetes, Agaricales, Psathyrellaceae. Gene Ontology annotation, cellular component: fungal-type cell wall. The record is from RefSeq and is a predicted model, not a curated record. Gene Ontology annotation, molecular function: structural constituent of cell wall.
AGAGACAAACGCCUCUAUCAGUCCCAUCCUCCCAAGCAGCCUCAUCUAGCACCAUGCAGUUCAAGUUCUUGUCCACCGUUGCUCUUGCUACCCUCGCUGUCGCUGCGCCAGCUCCCACCGACCCUACCCCCAUCCCUCCCAGCCAAUGCAACACUGGUCCCAUCCAGUGCUGCAACACGGUCACCCAGGCGUCUAACCCCGUCGCUGGCCUCCUCUUGGGAUUGUUGGGCAUUGUCCUCCAGGACCUCAACGUCCUCGUUGGUCUCACCUGCAGCCCAAUCAGCAUCAUCGGCCUUCCUGGCAACAGCUGCAACGCCCAACCCGUUUGCUGCCAGAACAACAACUUCAACGGCCUCAUUGCCAUCGGCUGCACCCCCAUCAACAUCAACCUCUAAGCGCACACCUAUCAAGUCGAGGGUGCUCGAGGUCGCCCUCCGCAUGGUCCGAGUCUUGCAUGAAAUAAAUCAUAAAUAAAUACAUCCUGGUGGAUUUACUGUGUUGUAUUACUGGUUUGGAUCUGUACCUCGUAGUCACUCUUUGUUGUUGCACGCACCAAUGUGGUUGUACCAAGAGAUAUAGUUCACCAAUCCGUAUUUUGACUCUAUUGAGCUCCUCA